Molecule: messenger RNA, 1687 nt
Organism: Symbiodinium necroappetens
Lineage: Eukaryota; Dinophyceae; Suessiales; Symbiodiniaceae
Source: the annotation of a GenBank genome assembly
AUGAUGUCCGCCGAAAAGGAUGUGAAGGAGGUUGAGGAACCGAAGGAGUCGUUCGGUGGCUGCGACUCGUGCUCCGGUGUCAGCUGCACCCCCGACGGCCUCAUCGGCUUGAACACCUACGACUGGAAGUACCUCUGCAUCCCGUCGUUGCCUUGCUUCGGGCCAGCGAAGUCCCCGCCGCUUCUGAAGCCGGAUUCGAAGCUGCCCCUGAUGCUGUCGUUGAUCAUGGGGCUGCAGCAUGCCCUGGCCAUGCUGGGAGGUAUCAUCACUCCACCAUCGUUGAUCUCCGGCGACGCCUGCUUUGCAUGGCAGCUGGAUCAGGAGCUCUGCGACUCCAAGCAGUACAUGAUCUCCGCGGCCCUGAUCUGCUCGGGCCUGCUGUCCCUAGUGCAGAUCCUUCGCUGGAAGCUGAUCGGUGGCUACACUUUGGGAACGGGCCUGAUCUCCGUGAUCGGCACGUCUUUCACCUUCCUGCCCAUCGCACGAGAGGUCGUGGUUUCCGAGAUCCAGGCUGGCCGAAGCGGAAUGGAUGCCUACGGCAAGUUCCUGGGAACCUGCUUGGUGGCCUCCGUGACAGAGCUCUUCAUCUCCUUCGUGCCGCCCCGCUACCUCAAGAAGAUCUUCCCACCUGUGGUCAGCGGCACCUGCGUCUGCCUCAUCGGUGCUGGCCUCUCUGUCGCUGGCCUCAAGUACUGGGGCGGCGGCGUCUUCUGCGCGGAGAACGACAUGUCCCGGGCCGCGGCCUUCGGUUCGCCCCAGGUGUGCACCGGCAACGGCGACGUGGCGUUGCCCUAUGGAGACGUGCACUACUUCGGCCUGGGUCUGAGCGUUAUGAUCUUCUUGGUCUUCAUCCAGGCGGUGGGUUCUCCCUUCAUGAAGAACUGCUCCGUCGCCUUGGCGCUCUUCUUCGGCUUCUUCGUGGCGGGCGUCUCCUCCUACACCGCAGAGGAUGGCAGCUCUCUGCCGUACGUGAACGGCGACAAGAUCGAUCAAGCCGGCGUCUUCACCUUUCUCUGGACAACCACCUUCAACAUCGGCUUCUACCCUCCAGCUUUCAUCCCUCUGCUGCUGGGCUUCGUGAUCACGGCGGUGGAGACGGUCGGUGACAUUCAGGCCUCGUGCGAUGUCAGUGGCCUGCCCAUCGAGGGCCCUGAUGCCGACUCCCGCAUCCAGGGCGGCCUGCUUGCCGACGGCGUGAACAGCUUCCUGGCCUGCUUGAUGACGUGCCCGCCCAACACGACCUUCUCGCAGAAUAACGGCGUGAUCGCCAUCACGCGCUGCGCUUCCCGGGCGGCGGGCAUCGCCUGCUGCUUCUGGCUCAUCCUGCUGGGCUGCUUUGAGAAGUUCGGAGCUGCCAUCGCCUCCAUUCCCGAUGCUGUGCUGGGUGGCAUGACCACCUUCCUCUUUGCCAACGUGCUCGUCUCCGGCAUCAACAUCGUGGGUGGCAGCGGGCAGAUGGGUCGGCGCACGCGCUUCAUCCUCGCCGUAUCCCUCGGCGUCGGCGUCGGGGUGGCAGCCCUGCCGAACUGGGCCGAAGGUGGUGGCCUUGCAGGGUUCCACGGCGGCAACCUGAAGCACAACAUCGGACUGUGGCCGGCCAAGGAUGUGUGCAAGGUCUUCCCGACCGAGGAGUACGAAUCCCAGGCGUCCCAAUGCACCAAGGGUGCCUUCACGGCCAGCUCCAUGA